AUGGAAUAUCAGCAAAAACUCACCAAGUUUUUGGCCCAAUACUAUAUGAACGGCAACCAGCACUGGAAACCACAUGGGAAACCAUUACUUAACAAGCAGCACUCACAGUAUCACUGGGGUCGUCUGAAUAGAGAACCCAGCACGCUUCUGUUUCCACAGAUCAGCACGCUGAAGGGCAGCAGCUAUAGAGAGGCAAUGGAUAGCCGGCCACCACUGGUCAUCAAUGUGGAUAGCCCUGGACCAGCUGCCUACUCGCCCCCGACCAUGAGCUGCAGGGAGAGCAGUGCUCCAGCCUACACCUUUGGGAGGAAGACACCCCCUAGAGAGGGUGGAGGCCGCAGAUCCUGGCAGAAGUCCUGGUUCCAGAGCAAAAGCCCCUUUACCAGGAAGGCAGAUUUUAACACUGAGAGCGAUUGGCCGUCUCCAUUCCACUACACUCAGCCCUCGACCCUGGGCCCCCGGCAGGCCAGCAGACCAGGGUACCCGAGCUACAGCAUUGGGAGAAAGGGGAAAUUCAGCCUGGUAAGCAAAGAUGCUCAAAUUAAUCCAGCACCAAAUAAAUAUGACACAACACCAGCUUAUUUCCAGGUGCUGCAGACCUCACCUUCUUACUCCAUAAGAAAUCGGCCACAGGGGACUCAUCAAUGGGACAGUUCAGGGAACACGCCAGGACCAGGAUUAUAUGAUGUUGAGAAGGGGCACAUAGCUCGUUUGCCCAGCUCCCCAAGUGUUAUCAUCCAGGGCAUCAGAAGACCUAAGAGACACGAAACCGGGCCCUUCACAACUCUUUGAACAGGAGCUGCAAAGACCAGUAACUUUGCUCAAUUUCCAUCUGCUUGACAGCAGCUAAUGUAGUGUGUUCAUCUAAAGAGGCUCACAAAGUUAACACAGCCUAAGAUUCAUUAUGCCGUAUACUCUAUUACUAAGUUACCUCCCUACACUGUGAUUCUGAUCUGAAACAACCUGUUAAUUCAGAGGCAGAAGUACAGGCCCAGUACACCUAAAAAGCUGUACUGUAAUAGGUAGCUUUCGCUGUUAGAAAUUGAGGAUGCUGCCAUUCACCAUACAUUUACUAGUAAUAAACCCUUGAAAAUUGAAGAUUUGAA
Messenger RNA from Gopherus flavomarginatus (Mexican gopher tortoise), 1106 nucleotides. It is a transcript of the gene STPG3, whose product is annotated as sperm-tail PG-rich repeat containing 3. The coding region runs from base 1 to 792 and encodes 263 amino acids. The transcript is spliced from 7 exons. NCBI's taxonomy places the organism in Eukaryota, Metazoa, Chordata, Testudines, Testudinidae. The record is from RefSeq and is a predicted model, not a curated record.